Messenger RNA from Salvelinus namaycush (lake trout), 1943 nucleotides. RefSeq names its product cytochrome P450 11B, mitochondrial. The coding region runs from base 1 to 1911 and encodes 636 amino acids. The transcript has 11 exons. Gene Ontology annotation, cellular component: mitochondrial inner membrane. The record is from RefSeq and is a predicted model, not a curated record. Gene Ontology annotation, molecular function: heme binding; oxidoreductase activity, acting on paired donors, with incorporation or reduction of molecular oxygen; iron ion binding. NCBI's taxonomy places the organism in Eukaryota, Metazoa, Chordata, Actinopteri, Salmoniformes, Salmonidae. Gene Ontology annotation, biological process: C21-steroid hormone biosynthetic process; cellular response to peptide hormone stimulus; cholesterol metabolic process.
AUGAGGGAUCACUUCAGGAAGAAGUACCAGCUCUCCAAGAGUUCCAAGGACACCAGCCACCUGAGUGCGGCGCAAGGUAAAGUGGCACUCCCCCGUCAACUGGCUAAACUGAUUGGUCCUGAGACCCCGGCCAAGGACGAUGGCUACAACCUGCUGAGCGCCUUCCAAGGCCUCAACUUCAACAUGGGGAUGCUUGGAGGCAAGCAGACCAAGUCGCCCACUCCAAUGUCAGUCAACGGAGAGGCCUGCAAAACCAUGUGGAGUGUAUCUGUGAGCCCGUCCGUGUUGCAGGUGAUACAGGGGAUGUGUGUGUCCGUGCGUCCAGCAGCAUGUGUGAGGAUACAGAGGGGGAUGUGUGUGUGUCCGGCGGGGACAGUGGCAGGGCGCGGUGUGGAGGGGGUAACCCCCGCCAGAGGGGGUCCUGCGGGGAGGGGUGGAGGUAGAGGGCUGAGGCGGUUUGAGGAGAUCCCCCACACGGGCAGCAGUGGCUGGCUCAACCUGGUGAAGUUCUGGAGAGAAGACAGAUUUAAACUAUUACACAAACACAUGGAGAGGACCUUCAACACCCUCGGCCCCAUUUACAGGGAGCGUCUGGGCACCCAGAGCACUGUGAAUAUCCUGCUGCCGUCUGACAUCAGUGAGCUGUUCCGCUCUGAGGGCCUUCACCCCCGACGCAUGACCCUGCAGCCAUGGGCCACACACAGAGAGACACGACAGCACAGCAAGGGAGUCUUCCUCAAGAACGGGGCAGAGUGGCGUGCCGACCGUCUCCUGCUCAACAGGGAGGUGAUGAUGGCUCCUGCCGUACGUCGCUUCCUGCCCCUCCUAGACGAAGUAGCGAGGGAUUUCUGUCGUCAGCUAGCGACCCGGGUGGAGAAAGAGGGAGGAGAGGAGGAGAGGGGGCACAGUCUGACUAUCGACCCCAGCCCUGACCUCUUCCGCUUCGCCCUGGAAGCCAGUUGUCAUGUCCUGUAUGGAGAGCGUAUCGGUCUCUUCUCCACCUCUCCCUCCCAGGAGUCUCAGAAGUUUAUUUUUGCAGUUGAGAGAAUGUUGGCCACCACCCCUCCUCUCCUCUACCUGCCCCCCCGUCUGCUGUGGCGCCUGGGCGCCCCCCUCUGGACACAACACGCCACUGCAUGGGACCACAUCUUCAGCCACGCUGAGAAAAGGAUCCAGAGAGGAGUCCAGCGUCUGCGCUCCACCCAGGCUGCAGGAGGUGGUAGUGGGGGUACAGAGGGAGAGUUCACAGGGAUCCUGGGUCAGCUGAUGGAUAAAGGACAGUUGUCUCUGGAGCUCAUUAGAGCCAACAUCACUGAACUCAUGGCCGGGGGAGUGGACACGACAGCGGUGCCCCUGCAGUUUGCCCUGUACGAGUUGGGUCGUAACCCGGCAGUGCAGGAACAGGUCAGAGGUCAGGUGCGGGCAGCGUGGGCAAGAGCCGGCGGUGACGCCUACAAGGCCCUGCAGGGGGCGCCACUACUGAAGGGACUCGUCAAGGAGACCCUCAGGUUAUAUCCAGUGGGGAUCACUGUCCAGAGAUAUCCAGUCAGAGACAUCAUUAUCCAGAACUACCACAUACCUGCUGGGACAUGUGUCCAGGCGUGUCUGUAUCCUCUGGGGAGAAGUCGAGAUGUGUUUCAGGAUCCGGAGCGUUUUGACCCUGGUCGCUGGGGGGCUCAGGAGUCUGGAGAGGGGCCUGCGGGGGGUGGAGGGUUCCGCUCCCUGGCGUUUGGAUUCGGGGCCAGGCAGUGUGUUGGCAGGAGGAUCGCUGAGAACGAAAUGCAGCUGCUACUGAUGCACAUCCUGUUGAGUUUCCGUCUCAGUGUGUCGUCUUCAGAGGAGCUCAGCACUAAAUACACCCUAAUCCUCCAGCCUGAAACCUCACCACGCAUCACCUUCAGCACACUCUGACACACACCCACACUCACCCCCCCCCCCCCCCC